AUGUGUGAUCUGAGGCGUGGACAGCGUGUGGAUGCAGAGGACGUGGUCGAUUUUCAGCUUUUUGCGCCCAUUGUGGCUGCAGUUGAGAUUCCGGAGCACUUGCAGACUUUGACGCUGGAUAUGUAUGGGGCCGACACUGACCCAAUAGAUCAUUUACGGUAUUUUAAUACUAAGAUGGUCAUUGGAGGGGCGACUGAUGCGGUAAAGUGCAGGUUAUUGCCUUCCACAUUUAAGGGUGUGGCAAUGACUUGGUUUAUCAAACAUCCUCCAUAUUCCAUUUCAAACUUCACCAAUUUUUCAACUAAGUUCUUAACACAAUUUUCAGCCAAUCAAACUCAAAAGGCGACCCCGACUGAUUUGUUCAACAUUCGUCAGCACGUGGGCGAGUGCAUCAAAACAUACAUGGCUCGUUUCAGUCGAGUCUCAGUUCAGUUAGAGGAUGCCAGUCCAGAAGUAUGUGUGGCGGCCUUUAAGAACGGACUCAGGUGUGGGUCGUUAAACAAGGACCUAACCAGAAGACCUGCCAAGGACAUGAUGGACCUACGUGCCAGGGCACAGGAAUCCAUCCUGGUGGAACAAGAUGAACAGACCAAAAAAGAUAGAGACAACUGGCGUACCCAACCUGAAGCUACAACAGAAAAAGAGCGUGCUUCGAAAGAUCAGCGUCCGGCCCAAACGCCGUGCCAGCCUAGGCCCAUGCCAUAUCCAUCAGGAAGACAGGGGCCACAAGGUAACACUUGA
Molecule: messenger RNA, 741 nt
Organism: Lotus japonicus
Lineage: Eukaryota; Viridiplantae; Streptophyta; Magnoliopsida; Fabales; Fabaceae
Exons: 1
Coding region: 1-741 (246 amino acids)
Source: RefSeq, a predicted model, not a curated record